UUGGCCACCAUGCAAUGCUUGUGCUGCGCAGAAAACCAGAGACCUCACUGUUGCGAAAUUGGUGACUCGGGCUUGUGCGAGCUGGAUAUUUGCGGGAUUUCUUCGGGUAAAUUUGAAAACUGUUAAAAAGGGUUUUGUUGUUUUUGAAACGUGGGGGUUCAAGGUCUCAUGAGAAUUGUUAGGGGAAUGCAGAGAUCGAUUCCAGAGGAGCAGAGGGAAUUGGGCUGGAACAACUCAUUCAGCCAAGGAAUUGGUGUGACAGUGCCCAAGGCAAGAACGCGGGGCAAAUUGAAAACCAGGGGUUUAUACCUCUAAUUUUGGGUUUCUUAAGAAAAUAAAGGCUAGGGUUCUGAGGUUGCUGAAGAAGGAAAAUGACCCGCAUUUUGGUUCAGCGAGGUUCUGGGUCAUCGUCGAGCCAGAAUAGAUCAUCUUCUUUGGUGCCAAGUUCUUCUUCUCUAGCCCCACCCCAGUCUCAGGUUACAAGUACUUCUCAGGUUGCUUCAGCUGUGAAAGAUGGUGAAUUGGGAGAGGAAGUGCCAGAAAAAGUGGCCGUGGAAGAGCUCUCAGAAUAUUAUGGUGCCAGUGACAGUAAGGGAGUGAAAAGUGAUGAGCUUUUGCAGCAAAGCUCGAACAAUGAUUGUAAUGAUGGUGAUUCUGAGGAAAUUCUUGAUGAUGAAAAAGGUGGGAUUGGGGUUGUGAUUGAUGAUGAUAUGGGUUCGAGGGAGUUGGUGAGAGGGUUAAGCAGGAUGAGAACUGCAGAGGAGGGAAAUGAAGGAUCGGGUGGAAGCUCUUUGCAGAUGGCAAUAGGGGGUUCCUAUCUACCUCUGCCUCCAGUCCCACCUCCAAAACGUUCUUCUGUGAAUUCAAAUUUGAGGAGAUUUGGAUCAGGUGGUUCAAGUGCUGUGUGUAUAGGAUCGUCUAGAAGAGCAGCUGUGUGGCCUAUUGUUUCAACUAGAACAUCACAAAGUGGGUCUCGGCCUUCUUCCCCCAGGUCUCAUUGUGAAAAUGAGGGUUACAAUAGUGCUGAUGAGAAAAGCCCUUGCUUUGGAUCCUCCUAUCAUGAUGCUGAGAGGGAACGCCAGUUUGAGAUUGAUAUAAGACGGGUAAAGGGCUUAGAAGUCAAAAGAAUGCUGGAUGAUGGGAACUGCCUCUUUCGUGCUGUUGCGGAUCAGGUGUAUGGGGACUCUGAAGUGUAUGAUUUGGUUAGGCAAAUGUGCAUAGAUUAUAUGGGUAGGGAGAAUUGGAAAACAAAAGUUGCUAACUAA
This is a messenger RNA of Ilex paraguariensis (yerba mate), 1265 nucleotides long. Lineage: Eukaryota; Viridiplantae; Streptophyta; Magnoliopsida; Aquifoliales; Aquifoliaceae. The record is from the annotation of a GenBank genome assembly.